AGCAGCUCUUGUUCACACUCACCUCAGCAACAACUUCAGCACAUACUACACAAUGGGUCGCGUCCGCACGAAAACCGUCAAGAGAGCCUCGAAGGCCAUCAUCGAGCGCUACUACCCCAAGCUCACCACCGACUUUGAGGUCAACAAGCGUCUCACCGAUGAGAUCGCCAUCAUUGCCUCCAAGAGACUGCGUAACAAGAUCGCCGGUUACACCACCCAUCUCAUGAAGCGUAUCCAGAAGGGACCCGUCCGCGGUAUCUCCUUCAAGCUCCAGGAGGAGGAGCGCGAGCGGAAGGAUCAGUACGUUCCCGAGGUCUCUGCGCUUGAUCUUUCGCAGCAGCCCGACGGACAGCUUGAGGUUGACUCGGACACCAAGGACCUCCUCAAGUCGCUUGGCUUCGAGCGUCUCCCCAUCACCGUCACCCACAUCUCUCACUAAAUUAUUUUAUGCACAUCUCAUCUUUCCUUUGGCUUUUCUCUGGUCUCCGAAAGUGCGUUUAUGUUUGUCUGAUAUGAUAUAAAGUCAGACAGGUGGAGGGAUAGCAGAAGGGAAACAGCGAAUAGCUACAAGGGCCGAUCAUUUGUACAGUACCUCAAUAAAAGUAAAAUAAUGGUUCAUUGGUCUAAAAUAU
This is a messenger RNA of Myxozyma melibiosi, 632 nucleotides long. RefSeq names its product putative 40S ribosomal protein S17. The transcript has 3 exons. The coding region runs from base 53 to 439 and encodes 128 amino acids. Gene Ontology annotation, molecular function: structural constituent of ribosome. NCBI's taxonomy places the organism in Eukaryota, Fungi, Ascomycota, Lipomycetes, Lipomycetales, Lipomycetaceae. The record is from RefSeq and is a predicted model, not a curated record. Gene Ontology annotation, biological process: translation. Gene Ontology annotation, cellular component: ribosome.